AUGUUCACAUUAGGUAAUGAAGAGAUGUUCGGUUCUUUUAAAAAUUCUUCCCCACAGAUGUAAUCUUCUCGAGAUGAAGCUCGGUUACAAGAGUAAAAUCUGAGUAAUUAAUUCAGUUAAAAUUUAUCUUUGAAUGAAUUACCACCAUAGACUCAAAGAACUAAUCAAACUUAAAGAUCUCAAUACAACACUUCUCAUAAUUAAUCAUAAACUGGGGAAAAUGAUGAAAUAAAGAAAAGAUUGAAAGAACUUUUCAAUUACUACUCUUCUUUUGGUGACAGAUUAAAUGUCAGUAACUUAAAGUCUUCAAAGUUCCAUAAGAUGAUGCAAGAUGCAAAUAUUAGUCAAGGAUUAUAAAAUAAAAUAUUUACAGAUGAACUAAUUUAAAUGAACAAGAAAAAACUUGACUUAAUAUUUUGCUAAGUUAAUAAGCAUAAACCUAAUAUGACGUUUGACUGCUUCCUAUAAUCAUUAACGAAGAUAGCUGAGCAUAAAUUUUAAGAUCUAAACAAAAUUGAUGGGUUGUAGGAGUUGAUAAAUAGUUAUCUAUUACCAUUGGCUGAUAGAGUAUCAGCUUAAAGAACUUACAAUACUAAAGAUUAUCAAUAUGAGUUAGAAUACGAUGAACUUGUUUCCAUUAUGAUUAAAAAUGUUGGCUCAGUCCUUCAGGAAGUGUACAAUGUAUACUUCUUGCAUGAAAUAAAAACUAAUGAUCCUGAGGAUAAAGCAAGAAAAAUCACAGAGAAAAAUCUAUUUGAUUUUCUCAGAGACUUUGAUAUUUGUCCAACAUUGAUUAACAAGGGCCAAGGUUAUCAAAUUUUCCUAAAUACAUAUGAUUCUAAUAUCUAAGUAUAUGAGAAUAUUGGUGUUGAAAUAAUAGAGCAAGGCAAUCAAUAAGUGAAUCAUAAGACAAUGGGAAGAUUUUUCACUUUCUUUAAAUUCAUUGACUUUCUUGUUAAGAUAGCCAAAGCAACCUACAGUGAUUAAACAGAUUAAGCUAAUUAGUUGAUAGAUGCUGAAAUGUUCUGUUUAAUUUUAGAAAGAAUGGAAUUAUCAAAAGGAUUUAUGAAUUUUGAGAAGAAAACAUUUAAACCUCAUACCUCUAAAAUUACUCUAUUACCUUCAAAAUCUGUAAUAAAUUAAAUCUAACUUGCAAAAGCAUCUAUUUAUGGAGAUGAGAGCAAUGAAAUUUAAGCCAUUACUUCAGCAAGAUAUAAACAACUACCUAAAGUAAAUAGUGAGAAUAAAUUCACCUUUGCCAACAAGUAAAGCCUCGAGAAAUAGAUAAAGAAUCAAUAAGCCAAGCAAAAACAAGAGUUAUAUUAAUUAGAGUAAUAAGUUCAGCCAAAGUUACCAACAUUGGCUGAUUAGAUACUCGAAAAAUAUUCAGAUAGACUCUAGAGAAUAUUUCAGUAUUAUUGCUUAUUUGGAGAGCCACUUAAUAAUAGCAAACUAAAGAGUGCUAAAUUUAUAAAAUUACUAAAAGAUUCAAUAAUCCUAGUAAAAGGAGUGCUAACUCCUCCUAAUAAUGGCUCUUACUCAUAAAGAAACUAUGAGACAAAUGGUAUUGAAAGAGGGAUUUCAUAAAUAGAGGCUGAUUUGAUCUUCAAAAAGUUAACGUCAAAUUAAAAGUAUAACAAGGGUCAGUAGUAAUCUUAACAAAAGAGAAUGGAUUUCGAAUAAUUUGUAAGAUCUUUGAUUCUAAUUUCAGCCAAAAUCUACUAGCAUGAAAGCGAGAAUCCCAAAUAAGCAUUUGAUUUCCUAAUGGAAAAUAACAUAAUAUUUUCAGAGUAAAUCAUGUUAAGCAAUGAUAAGGGAUCUCUUAGUAGCUAACAGCAUAUAUCAUAACUAAUGGAAAUUCUAAAGGAUGAGUAUAUGAUCGAAAUAUUAAGUUGUGUUCAUAAAUCUCUGCUACCUUACUAUCAAUAUUAUGCAAAUAACAAGGGCUACAUGAAUUUUGACGGUUUUUCAAAGUUCUGCCAUGAUUUUGGUAUCUUUCCUGAUAUUUUGAACAAAUCAAAGAUAAUGCGAUUCUUUUCAACUCUUUCUUAAUUCUAUCAUAGUACAAAUGGCAGCAAUAAUCAAAAUUCAUCUAGAAUGACCAAUCAAUCAACUAUAAAUGCAGGAGGUGCAUCAUUAACAGAGGCUAGUAACACUAAAGAUGUGAUUGAUGAGCAUCUAUUUGUUGAAGCCUUAGCACUUACAGCUUUAGAGAUAAGCUAUAAGGAUCCUCAGCCAACUGAGGCAGAAAAAGUAAAUUUUUAAGUCAUAAAAAAAAUUUUUAUCAAUAGAUAAUUAUCCUAAUCGAAAGAAUGA
Molecule: messenger RNA, 2316 nt
Organism: Stylonychia lemnae
Lineage: Eukaryota; Ciliophora; Spirotrichea; Sporadotrichida; Oxytrichidae
Source: the annotation of a GenBank genome assembly